Molecule: messenger RNA, 1368 nt
Organism: Mauremys mutica (yellowpond turtle)
Lineage: Eukaryota; Metazoa; Chordata; Testudines; Geoemydidae
Gene: MNAT1
Product: MNAT1 component of CDK activating kinase
Exons: 8
Coding region: 64-993 (309 amino acids)
Biological process (GO): regulation of transcription by RNA polymerase II; positive regulation of cyclin-dependent protein serine/threonine kinase activity; nucleotide-excision repair
Cellular component (GO): transcription factor TFIIH holo complex
Molecular function (GO): cyclin-dependent protein serine/threonine kinase activator activity
Source: RefSeq, a predicted model, not a curated record
CUCUGAGGAGGGAGGGGUGGGAAGGAGCUGGUGCCUGGCGGGAGGGAGGGGGUGGAGGCGACCAUGGACGACCAGGGCUGCCCGCGGUGCAAGACCACCAAGUACCGGAACCCUUCCCUGAAGCUGAUGGUGAAUGUCUGCGGGCACACGCUAUGCGAGAGUUGUGUGGAGCUGCUGUUCGUCCGGGGGGCUGGAAACUGUCAGGAGUGUGAUACGCCGUUGCGGAAGAGCAACUUCAGAGUGCAGCUCUUUGAAGACCCUGCCAUUGACAAGGAGGUGGAAAUUCGCAAGAAAGUAUUGAAAGUAUACAAUAAAAGAGAAGAUGACUUUCCCAGUCUAACGGAAUAUAAUGAUUUCCUGGAAGAAGUAGAAGAAAUUGUGUUUAACUUGACAAACAAUGUGGAUUUGGAGAACACCAAAAAGAAAAUGGAUAUGUACCAGAAGGAUAACAAAGAAGUCAUUCAGAAAAACAAGAUAAAACUGACUCGGGAGCAAGAGGAGCUGGAGGAAGCUUUAGAGGUGGAACGACAGGAAAAUGAGCAAAGGCGACUGUUCAUACAGAAAGAGGAACAAAUGCAACAGAUUAUAAAAAGGAAGAAUAAACAGGCACUUUUGGAUGAACUGGAAAGUUCCCAUCUGCCAGCCUCCCUGCUCUUAGCUCAACAUAAAGACAGAUCUACGCAGCUAGAAAUGCAGCUGGAAAAACCCAGACCAGUCAAACCAGUCACAUUUUCCACUGGCAUCAAAAUGAGUCAGCAUAUUUCAUUAGCGCCCAUCCAAAAACUGGAGGAAGCAUUGUAUGAGUAUCAGCCACUGCAAGUCGAGACCUAUGGACCACAAGUUCCAGAAACUGAACUUCUAAGAAGGGGAGGAUAUCUAAACCAUGUCCGAGCUACCUCUCCACAGGAUCUUGCUGGGGGCUACACUUCCUCCCUUGCUUGUCACCGAGCCCUACAGGAUGCUUUCAGUGGGCUUUUCUGGCAUCCCAGCUAGCCUGCAUACCCCGGCCUGUGAGCAGUGGGCACUGGACUGGAGCAACUCAAGCAAACCUCCAGUGAAACUGCUGCCAUCUGCACUAUCCUUAACCUGCUGUCACCUUUUUCAUAUAUAUAUAAAAUACUUGGGCACAGCUGGCUUUACUAAAGUUUUUUUUUUUUUAAGUCUGCACAAGAGCUUUGUAAAGUGGUGGAUACAUUUUUGUGGAGAGGGAACUCUUUAGUCAUGUGGCACUUUGCUGAGAGGGGCUGAAGCAAUAAGCCACAUCUAAUGGAAGAUGUGAAUAAUUCAGCUAUGGAUGUUUGAGGUUUAAAAAAGAGACUUGUAAAUUUUUUAAAAUAAAACCAGACUUUUUAUUAAAUUUUGUGGUUU